AUGCUUGGCAAUCUUCUCCGUCAAUCGAAUUCAUUGAAUUUGCAAGCAAUUCGCUGGAAUUGUCCAUGGCAUCGAAACAGUUUUCGUCCGUGCUAUUUUCCAUAUAAAUUACAAGAAAAAUUGAAUACAGCGACAGUCGAGAAAAGAACACAAACCAAAGGUGGACAACUUAUGUUAAUGCGAAGAAUUUUGAGAGAACAACCAUUUUUGGGAUAUAAUACACGACCAUCUGAUUCGAAAAAGAUCUCAUAUCCAUUAUAA
Molecule: messenger RNA, 261 nt
Organism: Caenorhabditis angaria
Lineage: Eukaryota; Metazoa; Nematoda; Chromadorea; Rhabditida; Rhabditidae
Source: the annotation of a GenBank genome assembly